Messenger RNA from Phycomyces blakesleeanus NRRL 1555(-), 624 nucleotides. RefSeq lists its product as hypothetical. NCBI's taxonomy places the organism in Eukaryota, Fungi, Mucoromycota, Mucoromycetes, Mucorales, Phycomycetaceae. The record is from RefSeq and is a predicted model, not a curated record. The coding region runs from base 1 to 624 and encodes 207 amino acids. The transcript is spliced from 6 exons. Gene Ontology annotation, molecular function: GTPase activity; GTP binding.
AUGUCAACCGAUACUCCUACAUUAAAAUUAUUGUUGAUUGGAAACUCAAAUGUCGGCAAGAGUUCUCUUCUGUUGCGAUUCACUGACGAUACCUUUUUACCACAAGAAGAAGUAUCAGCCACGAUUGGUGUUGAUUUCAAAGUUAACAUGAUGCAAGUCGAUGGCCAGUCUUACAAGUUGACGAUCUGGGAUACUGCUGGACAAGAGCGAUUUAGAACCCUGACGUCGUCAUAUUACCGUGGUGCACAGGGUGUUAUUUUGGUUUAUGACGUGAGCAACCGCGAGACGUUCGAUGCACUACACACAUGGUGGAAUGAGGUUAAUACUUAUUGCUCAAGUCCGGAUGUUGUGAAGAUGAUUGUAGGCAACAAGGUUGACAAGGAGUCCUCAAGAGUGGUAUCGCACAGGGAGGGUUCAGAAUUGGCACGCAAAUUGCAAAGUCUCUUUGUGGAAUGCAGUGCAAAAACCAAUAUGGGCGUAAAGGAAGCAUUCGAAGAGCUCGUAAUAAAGAUCAUCGAGACUCCGGCAUUGAGACAAAAGAGCCAAAGUCCUUCUACUAUCAGAGUGACGUCAGGAUCUGAAGAUGCUCAAGAAGACAGAUCGUAUGAGACUUGCAGCUGCUAG